CAAAAAAAAAACCCAUCACACCCUCGAUCUAAAAUUAGGAUUCCAAUCAAGCAAGCAAGCAUUUAUCAUUAUCACUUCACAAAAUUGAACAAGAUAUGGGUGGUGUGAUGAAGUUGAUCGGCACGGUGCUCAUUGCCGCUGCAUUGAUCGCGGCCAUUGCUACACCAAGUGAGGCCGCGAUAGGGUGCAGCGCGGUGGUUUCAUACCUGAACCCAUGCCUCCCCUAUGUGAGCGGAAAAGGCCCCUUAGGUGGGUGUUGCGGUGGCAUAAAGGGUCUCUAUGGCUCCGCGAAAACGACGCCAGAUAAACAGAGUGUUUGCAACUGCUUGAAAUCACUUGCUGCUUCAAAUUCAGGCAUCGACGCCAGCAAGGCCGCCGGCCUCCCGGCCCAAUGUGGCAUCAACAUCCCCUACAAGAUCAGCCCUUCCACUGACUGCUCCAAGGUGCAGUGACCUAUCUUGAUGGUAUGAUUAUGGUGCAACAUUUGAUAUGUAUUGCCGACAACCAACGUAGAUAUACUAUGAAUAAAGAGAGGCUUAUUGGUUGUGAGAUUUAAUGGUUUCUUCCCAUUGGAUAUGAUGUACCAAUAUUAUGAAUGCGAGCUACUGUUUGUGUCUUUUAUUUAACUGGAGUGUUUUAUUUUCUAUUCA
Salvia hispanica is the source of this 650-nucleotide messenger RNA. RefSeq names its product non-specific lipid-transfer protein 2-like. The record is from RefSeq and is a predicted model, not a curated record. Gene Ontology annotation, biological process: lipid transport. Gene Ontology annotation, molecular function: lipid binding. Lineage: Eukaryota; Viridiplantae; Streptophyta; Magnoliopsida; Lamiales; Lamiaceae.